This is a messenger RNA of Aquila chrysaetos chrysaetos, 2039 nucleotides long. RefSeq names its product serine palmitoyltransferase small subunit B-like. The transcript is spliced from 2 exons. Gene Ontology annotation, cellular component: serine palmitoyltransferase complex. Gene Ontology annotation, biological process: ceramide biosynthetic process; endoplasmic reticulum organization. Gene Ontology annotation, molecular function: serine C-palmitoyltransferase activity. Bases 1154 to 1396 code for a protein of 80 amino acids. Lineage: Eukaryota; Metazoa; Chordata; Aves; Accipitriformes; Accipitridae. The record is from RefSeq and is a predicted model, not a curated record.
GGCUCUGCAGAAGAAAGGUAAGGCAUGGGGCAUAUUGACUACUGCUGCCAGGGGCAGUGGUUUACUGUUUCUGAAUUUUCUAUGGAAAGUGGACGGUUUUUAAACAGAAAAUUUUAUUUUGUUGAAAACCAUGGGGGAAAAAAAAAAGGUUGAGGGAGCAGGUCAGCAUUUACUAAUAGAUCAGCUCAGGCUGUGUUUAGUAAGGAAGGGUUGAAAGAAGGUGAGGCUCAGAUGCCUUAGACAUUGCUUGUGGCAUAUUCUCCCAGAAUGAAGCUGAUUCAUAUUUGGAAAUGAUUUGACUGCAGGCAGAUAGUUUAGAACAUAAUAUAUUAUGCAGAUUUCUACCAAAUUUACUUGUCCAAUUAGAUCAUUAAAAUGCCUCAAGCAUUGUGGCUUGGUUUUAUUUUGUAGCAUUUUUAAGAAAAACUCACCAUCUUUUCCUUGUAGAAAUCUUGUCCACAUACUCUCUUCACCCUGGGGUUUCUGGAUGAGGACGACUGAGGUGUGUAUAUGGGGCUGGGAGAUACCGAUGACUGGGAACUGUUUGAAAGUGGCAUUAAUCAAAGGUUGCAGGAGGUGGUGGCUUCACCAGAGACUUUCCUGUGACACAUUAAUUGAGCUACAUUUUUGUGGCUACUUAACUCUGACACCAUAUUUUUGCAUGGACAUUAAAUGGCACCUUGUAGGAACUUUGGCAGCCUGCAUCGUAAAGUCCCACAGAAGCAGAGAUCUUUUUUGAGAUUUGAAACUAAGGCAGGCAAUAAUUGUAAACAUUUUUUUGCUGAUUGUCCUAAAUAGUAUUUCAGCCUUGUAUGUUCCUCCCUACCUGCAGUUCUUCAACUUUGACUUUGUACAAAUUAUCAAAUUAAUGCUAUCAUGAGAGUGCGGUACUGAGCCAGAUGAUGGCUGUCCUUGUUGCAUAAUGCAGAGAGCUUCGGCCAGAGAAGUUUUUAGCAAUAGUGAAGAAGGGCGGAGUAUGGAGGACACACACUCUGUAAUUGAGGAUCAAAGCUAAUUGUUUCUGCUUCUCAAUCUGUACAUGAGCUGUUCAGCUGCAAAAGGCAGAAGUGUGAGGAAGCAUCUCUCAUCUAGAUACUUUGUCAUCAGGGAGAAGUGAAGAGGGAGGGCUUUCAGAAGUGGCACAAAGCUGAAGAUGGAUAUUAAGAGCCUGAAGAACUAUCUCUAUUGGCUGUACUGCCAGUUUGAACUAAUCACCUGCAGCUAUCUCAUGGAGCCCUGGGAAAAACUGCUUUUCUACACUUUCAACAUUACUAUGUUAGUUAUGGUAUUAUACACUGCUUACAUCUUUGUCCCUGUCCACAUUAGCACGGCUUUUCAAUUCUUCUUGCACUUACUUGGAAACCAACAUGAAAAUACUGUUUCUGUCGUGAAGUAACAUUGGCAACCUGACACUGACUUUUGGAUCAAAGAACUGUUUUUCUUAACGCUCUGUUUUUGUUUAGAAACAGGUUCAGGGUAUGUGCAAACACUGUUUUAUUCUGCAGUAUCUCUUAAUGUUCUUCUGUAUUCCGGGACUCUCUGACAGCAAAUUAUUUUGCCAAAACAAUUUCAAUCAGGCCUUGUUUUUAUUGUUUGACUGACUGCUUCUUAAAGAGCUUUCAAUUUUAAAGACUGGCUGGAAUUACAAAGCUGGGUUUGGUACAGAAACGACUGUGCUGUGUAUUUUUUUAUUCCAGGGAGAUCUGCUUGGAUAUUGAGCAGUUUUCAUCUUGAGAAAUUAUAUGGCAUACAUUUGUUCUUGUCUGCCAUAGCUUUGCUGAUAGGAGAGAUAUGUGCACAAAAGGUUUUGCACGCUACACAACUAUAAGCUGCUUCUCUAAGCUUGGUAUGCAUGUAUUUAUAGAAUGAUUUUAUUAUUUAUUUAGUUCCCUCAAUUAUUUAAUACAAUGAAUUACUUGACUGCUUCAUCAUCAUUGUGCAAAUAAUGCAGUUAAUUUAUUAAAAAUGUGGGGAUUUAGUACCAUGAAAAUUUAGAAUAAAAUGAUCAUAUUCUUGAACUUUAUAAAAAGAGAUAAUUU